GACAUGUACGAGGGGGUUACCAGCCCUGGGAAUUUUGGGUGUUCUCUGUCACAGGCUAUACUUCAUCUAUGGCGAGCAUCAUGUUAAGGCGGGAUUUUAUUUUACGGCUUUGGUUUCUUGUCACAGCAUCCAUCACCGUUAUUCUCUCCCUCGGGGGUGGCCACGAAACACACAAUGGGUUUGGCUAGGGUAACUUCGACGCCUUCAAUGUGGCUUUUAUCCUGAAUUGUGCUUUUUUAGGCGCUAUGUUUGGAAGCAUAUUCGUUUAUAGGAUAUUUCAACACCCAUUAAGACACUUUGAAGGACCAUUCCUAGCUUCUGUAUCAAAGCUAUGGCACUAUAUCCACAUGUCUUAUAUAGAGCGCCAAUUACUCUUUUUUGGGUAUGGAUCAACCUCCUCCCAUUUAACAUUAACAACCAAUGCCGACCCCUGGCAAUCGUGGAAGAUAGAAUAAACAAACCAUGGCGAACGAUGCCUUCUGGACGACUGUCUGCGAGACAGGCCAAAUAUUCGAUGAUUCUCUUCUACCACGUUGCCAUUCUUACUAGUUGGAUGAUUGGGGGACUUCGGCCAAGCCUAGCUCUCAUCAUACUAGGAUUCUGGUACAAUCGACUUGGAGGUGCUGAUAGUAAUGGAUUCGUACGAAACUUAAUCAACGCUCUCGGAUUUACUUGCUUCGGGAUCGGCUCACUCGAGCUUACUUUGAAUCAAGAGAUAAGUUUCGAUCUUAAAGGAUUCGACGAUUUAAUGAUGUGGAUCUUUGUGGUGGCUACUGUUGUGCUCACUACAGUCCAUGUACAAGACAUGUCCGACCAAGUAGGCGACGCACUCAUAAAUCGCAAAUCACUUCCACUCCAAAUCGGAGAUGGUCCCGCCCGUUGGAGUAUCAUAGGAUUCAUGAGUUUAUGGAGCGUCUUCUGUCCUUAUUUUUGGAGAUGUGGCUGGUUUGGGUACACGAUCAGUACGCCCCUAGCAACUCUUGUGUCGUAUAGGAGUUAUAAGUAUCGCACUGCCCAAUCCGACAAGAUUACAUAUCAAAUCUGGAAUAUUUGGAUGGCGAGCCUGUAUUUCUUACCUCUGAUCGGACGUAAGGCUGAGGUAGUCUAAGGAGUUCGCACUGGAAGAGGCAAGGGGCGCAUUUGUACGUAGAUUUCUGUAGCCAUUAUUCGUGAACUCUUCAACGGAGUUCAUAUCCCGCUUUUAUUGAUCAUAUUACGUCUUAAC
This is a messenger RNA of Hypoxylon trugodes, 1225 nucleotides long. Its product is annotated as UbiA prenyltransferase family. The coding region runs from base 332 to 1108 and encodes 258 amino acids. Lineage: Eukaryota; Fungi; Ascomycota; Sordariomycetes; Xylariales; Hypoxylaceae. The record is from RefSeq and is a predicted model, not a curated record. Gene Ontology annotation, cellular component: membrane. Gene Ontology annotation, molecular function: transferase activity, transferring alkyl or aryl (other than methyl) groups. The transcript is spliced from 2 exons.